This is a messenger RNA of Ipomoea triloba (trilobed morning glory), 1076 nucleotides long. Its product is annotated as axial regulator YABBY 5-like. Gene Ontology annotation, cellular component: nucleus. The record is from RefSeq and is a predicted model, not a curated record. NCBI's taxonomy places the organism in Eukaryota, Viridiplantae, Streptophyta, Magnoliopsida, Solanales, Convolvulaceae. The coding region runs from base 282 to 875 and encodes 197 amino acids. The transcript is spliced from 7 exons. Gene Ontology annotation, biological process: cell fate commitment; abaxial cell fate specification; multicellular organism development.
CCCAUCCUCUCUCUCUCUCUCUAUCUAUACAUACACAAGUGUGUAUGUGUACAUACAUAAUUAAGUAGUGAUGUGAUACAUAAGCUAGCACACCCAGAAUAAAGUUGUCUCUCUUUAUUCAAGUUUCCCCACUUUCACUACCUUUGUUCUAGCUGCACCCAAGACAUCAAAGAAACCCUUCAAUUCUCCUCUCUACCAAUUCAUUUUAUGUAAUUUCAUCUUCUUCUUCUUCUUCUUCACCAUCACUCAUUUUAUUCAACCCAAGAUUUUGCUCGGUAAACAUGUCAACCUGCAACGCUGCCGCCGCCCCUGAACAACUCUGCUACAUCCCUUGCAACUUCUGCAACAUCGUCCUCGCGGUGAGUGUUCCAUGCAGCAGCCUGUACGAAAUUGUGACCGUCCGAUGUGGGCACUGCACAAAUCUGUGGUCUGUGAACAUGGCUGCUGCCUUUCAUCAUCACUCUCUCUCCUCUUCAUCUCCUCCAUCUUCUCCAUGGCAAGAUCACCAUGCUCAGGUACCCAACUAUACUUCUCCUGAGUACAUGGGGAAUGGCUCCUCUUCCAAAUUCAAUCACAAGAUGCCGAGUCGACCACCAAUAACCACCAGCAUUGAAGAAAGAAUUGUGAACCGCCCUCCCGAGAAGAGGGCUAGAGUGCCUUCUGCAUAUAACCAAUUCAUAAAAGAAGAGAUCCAGAGGAUCAAGGCUAAUAACCCAGAUAUCAGCCACAGAGAAGCAUUUAGUACUGCUGCCAAAAAUUGGGCACACUUCCCUCACAUUCACUUUGGUCUCAUGCUGGAUUCCAACAACAAUCAACCUAAGCUUGGGGUUUCUGAGGGAACUGGAAAGCGUCUUUCCAAAGGGCUGCAGUAUUGAACAGUUGAAGGCAACUCCUUGAAUUGUAUAACUUAUUCUCUCAUGGAUUGAUGAUAACAGUGGCACUAAAUAUGUUUUUUUAUAUAUAGCCGUUAUUGUACUUGAAACAAUUAAGACAAAGAGUUGAGUUAUUGAUUAUAUUGUGAAAUAUAUCAACAAGCUAUGAUUGUCUGUUGUUUAUAAUAUUUCAAUUUUAAUGCA